CAUUAAUGGCGGGGAUUUCCAGCGUAAACAAAUCAAAUUCACAGAAAACAAAGCGUUUAUCUUUUAUCGUCUCUGCAGUUGCAGCCUAAGUUUUAUUAAUAAUUAUGCAGGCCCAGGUGGGUGCACAGCGUGGCCAGCAGGAAGCUGAAGAAGAGACGUUUGGGCCACUACUACUUUCCAGACUUGAGCAACACGGGAUCAGUGCCACUGAUGUAAAGAAGUUUGAAGAGGCAGGUUUCUACACGGUGGAGUCAAUUGCGUAUGCUCCUAAGAAAAAUCUGCUGGCCAUCAAGGGCAUCAGUGAAGCGAAAGCAGAUAAAGUCUUGGCUGAAGCAGCAAAACUUGUGCCGAUGGGGUUUACUACUGCAACUGAGUUUCACCAGAAACGUUCAGAGAUCAUUCAAGUCACGACGGGAUCUAAAGAGCUAGACAAACUCUUACAGGGAGGUAUAGAAACAGGAUCAAUAACAGAAAUAUUUGGUGAGUUCCGGACCGGCAAAACACAGUUGUGUCACACACUAGCUGUCACUUGUCAGUUGCCAAUCGACAUGGGCGGAGGAGAGGGCAAGUGUCUGUAUGUGGACACGGAGGGAACAUUUCGACCCGAGAGGCUACUUGCAGUAUCAGAGAGGUAUGGCCUAUCUGGCAGUGAUGUUCUAGACAAUGUGGCCUACGCCCGGGCCUAUAACAGCGACCACCAGUCACAACUUCUCAUACAGGCAGCUGCCAUGAUGGCCGAGUCAAGGUACGCCUUGUUGAUAGUCGACAGUGCGACUGCCCUGUAUCGUACAGACUACUCGGGACGAGGUGAGCUUGCUGCCAGACAGAUGCACCUGGCCCGCUUCCUCCGCAUGCUGCUCAGGCUCGCAGACGAGUUUGGUGUUGCUGUGGUGAUCACCAACCAGGUAGUUGCGCAGGUUGAUGGAGCAGCCAUGUUUUCUGCUGACCCCAAGAAACCCAUUGGUGGAAACAUCAUAGCCCACGCAUCUACCACCAGGCUGUACUUGAGGAAAGGAAGAGGAGAAACGAGAAUAUGUAAGAUUUACGACUCUCCCUGUCUACCCGAGGCCGAGGCAAUGUUUGCAAUCAACGCCGACGGGAUAGGCGACGCUAAAGACUGAGACAGCCACCGACAAUGGGACCAAUAAUCAGGCAGAGAGUGAUCACUGGUUACCUGUAUCUCUCAGUGGUACUUUACUAGGCCACAAUUAAGAAAUAGUUUGUUUGGUGUUUCCCGUUCGACUCACAGAAAAACCGGCAACCUAAAAAAUUUAUUAGCCUCUCUGGUGGAUAUAUAUUUGUUUUCCUUUUUUCAUGAAGGAAUUAGGGGUUAGGAAGUAUGAAACACACAAGAUACCUACCUACAUUCAUCUCAAUAUGUGGAUAGAGAAACGUCAAAACAAAAUAUAUGUUAUUUUUGUGGCAUAAGAUACAAACCAUAUAUGAGGACUGUUUGAAUAUGUUCUAAAAGAAUGUACGAAUGUGAUGGGAAUCAAUGCUGCAGUCUUCAGAAUGGAAAGCAAGCAGUUUGGAUCAGUUUGAGUUUGUUGUGCAGAGUUACUGCUGUAUGUGUAAUAGAUAUCUGACUUGUUUAUGGAUGUGGGAUGACAUUGAAACUUAUCAAUUCAUAAAUACAUCCUUUGAAUUUCAUUUGAAAUAGCAACAACUAUUUUACUUAAAUUUACCAAAAGAAACAAUGAAAACAUUUUGAAGCAAAAUUUAUUCCUCUGCAGUUUUUUAUUUUAUUGAUUUAAUUUAAAAGUUAUUAUCCAAAUGCAUUUUGAACAAACCCAUAUCUGUCAAUAAAAAAGAAUAGUGUUUGCAAGAAAUUUGUUUAUGUAUGAAAUUAUUUGCAAAGAAUAUGAUUUUGUCCAAAAUAUUUCUGAUAACUGAACAAGAUUUUAAGCACUUACUAUCCAGCCGUGACGAAACUUGGUGACAGUACUUUUGGGCAUAAUGUCUUGGUCGAGUUUAUUUGUGGGAUAAGUCGCCUCAGUAACUCACAAGUUUAAACCACUUUUACAUUUGAUCAUAAUUUUAUUUAAAUGAAUUCGAACAACAUUAUUGUUUUUAGCCUGUAUAUAAUAAUUAAAGCAUAUGUAGACACAUCAACUUUAUUUUGACUAAAUAGGAAAUAAAUGCAUUGCAGUUGUCUAAAACCUUGUUCUUUUAGUUUCUCUUUUAAACUGAUUGUGAUAUAUGUACCGCUACAUACAGAUAUACUUUCAAUCAGCUAUUAUUGUGCUUCAUGGGUGUUUACCGAUAAUGCUCGUUAGUAUUCCACUGCUCCAUGUGAAGGGUUUAAUCCGGUUAAUUUUGGUCCCUUCAUAGUCAGGUGCCUAGCUGCUUAUACGCGUGUAUUUGGCGGAAUGCACAUGAUUCUGACGACAAAAAAAUCAAAACUCCAGUCCCCUGCCAGCGCAAUUAUGAAUCCACAUGAAUAGAUGGUUAGCUACCUGAUAGUAUAUAACCAAGUUUUAUUGUGGCAAUCCAUUUAUCAUUUACCAUUAUACUAAGUAAUGCUAAACUUUAUAAUGAACAAUAUUGACAGUAAGCAUUUUUUAGCCUUUGUUAAGAAACUUGGUCCCAUUGUUUGUGGUUACAAUGUCAAGUUUGAUCAUCAAAUGAAAUAUAUUAGGGUUAUGUCCCCAUUAUAUCAAUAUAUAGUUUGUUCAUUCCAUCUGAAGAAAAUAAAACAAUGUUAUUAAUAUUAUCAUCCAAUUAUUAUGAAACUUUAUGACAGUGUUUGUGGUUAAAAUGUUCAGAUCAUGUAAGAUUGUUAGAAACACUAUUUACAUGUUUCAAAGACAUUUAAAAUAUGUUCUUAAAACUCAAAAGCUUGUGAGGGAUGUAGUUAACACAUGAAUGGUGAUUGAUGUAAAUUACAUGUUCAGUGUACAGAAUAUCUGAUGUAAGACAUCUACCUAUAUAGGUGACAAUGAAAAACAUUUGCUCAUAGAUUAACUUGCCCUCUUGUUAGUGCAAAUAGAGCAGUGUCAUGGAAACCUGGACUAUUUAUAGAUCUACACGAUGUGAUUAAAGAGGGAGAAAGUUGUUUGAAUUAUGCUUUAUGAUUGUUUUAACAAUGUGUCAGUGAUCUCUGUGUAUGCAUUGUCAAUACUUUAAAUUUGUUAUGUCUAAUAGCUAUAUGUAUAUAGAUAUUGAAACCCUCAUUCAUUCAUAAUAUAGCGAAUAUUCCCAGCUAGUUUAUAGUGUGAGGUUAUAGAUUCCUGUCACGCAACUUAAAGCUUUAACAGAACACAACAACAAUUUAAAUUUCUGCAACUUUGUUAUUUGAUAUAUUUUCUUUUAAGAGACCCUGAAUUUUUCUUCAUGGUCUUUGUGGAUAAUAAUUAUAACAUUGAAAUAUGGUUCAAAUGUUAACACCAAUCUUCGUUUAAAGUAGUAACUUGUUUGUGGCUUAUUCAGUGUUGUAUAUAUCAUUUUUAGAACAUCUCUCGUAGACUUAGAACAUAAGACUUGGAACAUAAUCUUAUAUCAAAUGUGUACUUUUUCAUAUUUAAUAUUGAAUGAAUUUAUCAAUUUUGUUGAUUAAAAAGUAAAGCUUU
Molecule: messenger RNA, 3569 nt
Organism: Mya arenaria
Lineage: Eukaryota; Metazoa; Mollusca; Bivalvia; Myida; Myidae
Product: DNA repair protein RAD51 homolog 1
Exons: 10
Coding region: 105-1121 (338 amino acids)
Biological process (GO): DNA recombinase assembly; mitotic recombination-dependent replication fork processing; mitotic recombination
Cellular component (GO): condensed nuclear chromosome
Molecular function (GO): double-stranded DNA binding; single-stranded DNA binding; ATP-dependent DNA damage sensor activity
Source: RefSeq, a predicted model, not a curated record